This is a messenger RNA of Nematocida ausubeli, 258 nucleotides long. RefSeq lists its product as uncharacterized. The record is from RefSeq and is a predicted model, not a curated record. Lineage: Eukaryota; Fungi; Microsporidia. The transcript has a single exon. The coding region runs from base 1 to 258 and encodes 85 amino acids.
AUGUGGAUUAUUAUACUUAUGCUGCUUGGCUAUGCUUUAUGUAUUGAGGAAGAAAGCAUAAAGCUUGCCUCCAUCCAUGCUGAUACAGUGGCUGUUAUUUCGCUGUUUAUGAUACUGGGCCUUACGUUCUCUGUCUCUCUCUAUGGCAUUAAGAAGCUAAUUGAGAAGAGCCCAAAGCACAUGACAAGUAGAAGUCAUCUAUCCCAGAGUUUCAUUCCUAGAAAGCAGACAACUGAAUAUGAGGUGAUUUCUUUCUAA